AAUUCGGGUUGAACCGGUCUGCUUCAGGCUGUCGGAGAUCCAUCGCAGACGGCGCGGCUCCCUGCGACGGCGCGGCCACUCGCGGGUGGCGACCCUCCACGAGCUCCGGCGCAAUCCGCUCCCGAGUCUCUCUCUCUCUCUCUCUCGCGCGUCGCCGGCAACACCGCCUCUAGUCCACGAGCUUCGACGACGGCGGUCGUGCCGCCACCAGGCCCGCCACGAGCUUCGCUCGGAGACGAGGAGAGGGCCACUGCGAGAGUGUGACAGCCUCUCUCUUUCUCUCUCUCUCUCUCUCUCUCAGUUGAUUCGAGGGAUAUACAUAUAUUGGAUAUAGGAGGGGACUACAUUGGAAGAGUUCAGGUAGAAGGAGAGUGGAAACGCGGUGGAUGAGCAACAAAGUCGGGGGACUGGCUCACGCUCGCGCUCGACAGUUGAGAGAUGAAGUGGAGGGUGGUCUGCAGGAAGCUGUCCGACUACGUCCGCCACGACUUGAAGGAGAUCGCCUUCCCCUCUUCGUUGCCCGACCCUCCUCACAUCAAGAAGCGUCGCAAGCUCACCUGGCACGAGCGAUUUCUCGUGUUAAAGGAGGCAUCUAGGCUUUACGCUGCAAGCUGGGUACGCGAUAUUGGUCCUGAGCUACGACCGAAUGAUUACAAGAAAGAUGAAGAUAGUCAAGACAGUGAAGACAAGCCCAGCGGAGCCAAAAAAGUGGCUAAAGAGAAAGAACCUUCGACUUUAGAGGAUCUCGCUCUGGCUGCAAGAGGGGGAAUGGAAACAUUAAGGCCUGCUUUGCAGCGGGUGUACAUGAUGAGAGCUUCUGCAUAUAGGGAUGCUCUUAAAAGCUUUAUAGAAGGAUAUCAAGAAGGUGUCCAACAGGUGAUGGAAAAGAAAGGAGAUACUACAUCUCAGAAGAUGGGUGAUGCACCUGAAAAGAUGAAUUGAUUGAUCUUGCGAGGAGAUCUAAUUCAGAAAGGGGUGUCCCAUUCUUCCAUGAGUCGGUUGGAGCGCGGGCGAUGAGGUUGACUUUGAGAGCUGAAUAGGGAAGAAAAAGGCCUGACAAGAAGGAAAAUGGAGCACAUGUUUUUCCUUGAAAUGCGACUGUUCUCAGGCAUGCCAUGAUUGAAUGUGUUACUCUGGCCAAUAAUAUGGCCAGAGGAGACUCCGAAUCCGAUUGAUUUGCCAUCACCUCAAAACGAAUUAUUAACCAUCAGCAAUUUAGCAUGUUAGAGGGGACCCCCUUCCACUUGCCUUCAGGCCACUGCGAAGUUGAGGUAGAUCGAUUUGCUCGGGUCAAUGGGUUUCCUUCUCUUGUCCUAAUCUUUGUGGGACCAUCGCAGCUCAUGAUAUUCCUAAGAGAUUCACACAAAUAUGAUUACAAUUGAUGUAUGAAUGGUUGUUGUAUGAAUGAUAUAUUACAGAGUUUAGGCGCUGAGUGCCUUAAUAUC
This is a messenger RNA of Syzygium oleosum, 1445 nucleotides long. RefSeq lists its product as uncharacterized. The transcript is spliced from 4 exons. Bases 439 to 942 code for a protein of 167 amino acids. Lineage: Eukaryota; Viridiplantae; Streptophyta; Magnoliopsida; Myrtales; Myrtaceae. The record is from RefSeq and is a predicted model, not a curated record.